This is a messenger RNA of Saccoglossus kowalevskii, 1751 nucleotides long. Its product is annotated as retinol dehydrogenase 7-like. Lineage: Eukaryota; Metazoa; Hemichordata; Enteropneusta; Harrimaniidae. The record is from RefSeq and is a predicted model, not a curated record. Gene Ontology annotation, biological process: steroid metabolic process. Gene Ontology annotation, molecular function: oxidoreductase activity. Gene Ontology annotation, cellular component: intracellular membrane-bounded organelle.
UUCCAUAUGAACAAAUAAUCUGUGCCUGUGCCCUGCUGAAUGAAAACAAUGUGUUUCAUUUCGUUUCACGAUCAGCUUCAACACCUAUUUCCUGUAAUAUUUUACUAAGAAUGGAAGAAUCGCUAUCAGAAGGCGGGGAUGAGGAAUUGCUGAUGCUUUAUCAUUUAGUUUACUCCACCGUCUCGUUUAUCUUUGGAAUUGCAGUACUCGUCAAGUACUUCCGCAAUGAGCUCCGUUUGGGCGUCCGAUGUGUUUACGCACUGCUAGUUUUAUUUGCCGGGGAACCAGUCUGUCAUUUCGCAAUAGGGAGUCAUCUUGGUGUUAUUAUAUUUAUUUUAUUUUGUAUUGUAACGUACGUAACGCUUCCAGCUAAUCACCUUGAAAUCAACCACAAAGCAGUACUAGUAACAGGCUGUGACAGUGGUUUAGGUCUUGCAUUAGCUCAGUAUUUAGACAAAAGAGGCUUUGAUGUUUUUGCUGGAAUUCUCCAUAAAGGUGGCCAUGGCGAGGUCCUGUUGAAUGCUAGUUGUUCUACUAGAUUGACAACACUACAACUAGAUGUAACCAAAAAAGAUCAAAUACAGCAGGCUUUCCAGACUGUUCAGCGAAAAUUAGGCGGGCAAGGGCUAUGGGGACUUGUAAAUAAUGCCGGUGUAUUUUCAUUUAUGGACAUUGAAUUGACACCUCUAAGUAUUUACCAACAAUUACUUGACGUCAACUGCCUCGCUGUUGUACAGAUGACUAAAACAUUCUUACCACUCAUUAGAAAAGUCCAAGGAAGAGUUGUUAAUAUUUCCAGUACAUACGGAAGAGUACCUUUAAUGGGCUUAAGUGCAUAUAAUAUUUCCAAAGCAGGUGUUGAAAUUUUUACUGAUGUGUUAAGACAAGAAAUGAAGAAAUGGGGAAUUAAAGUAUCCUUGGUAGAGCCCUAUGGAUUUCUUACAUCAAUUAUAUCAAGAGACAAAAUGGAUUGUGUGUACCAUAGUAUGAUGGACAACCUCACUCCAGAGCUGUUACAGUUGUAUGGUACAAGUUAUUUUGAAACGUACAAAAAGGAGAUCGUUGAGCAUGAAGGAAGAACAUUGCAUUGUUCUGAAUCAUUGACGGAAGAUUGUCAGUUUCUCUGUCGUUGUGUUCGUGAUGCACUCCUCUCACGGUGGCCACAAGCGAGGUAUCCAGAGGGCCCCGGAGCCCGGAUUCUUAUGCUUUUAUCCGAUCACUUACCGACUGCCAUGUUGGAUUUGUUUCUACCACAUAUUUUACCGGACUGGGCCAAAAUUAAACCUGAUGUUUCACAGUCAAGUUCAAAUAUGCAGUAUUAACCUACUGUGUAUAUAGUUAUUGUGAAAAUUAGUGUGAAUCACAAUUUGGUUUAUUCAUUACAAACAUUUUUACUUUUAACUUUUUUUUUAAAUAUUUCGUGCUGGCAUAUUUAAUCUUAAAUAACAACAAUAAGUAAAAUUAGUAUAAAUAAUUGCAUUUUAUCAAUCUGAGAAGUGUGUUAUGUCUCUUGACAGAAAUAUUUUGAAAAAUAAACCACUUUUAGUGUGGUUGGCACAAAAUUGUUUGAAAUUUCAUAAAAUAUUGCCAAGAAAUGGGAACUGAGAUUUUGAGUCAACCUCCGACCUCCAACCUCCAACCUCCUCACAUGAAACCAAAAUAUUGUUUGGCACAAUUUCACAUAUGUCCUAAUCUGCAGUGUCAACUUAUUUGUCAGUCAAGAUAACUAUGUCACAGAAUAAAAUAUUAUU